AGCAGCUGUCACCGCCAGCCUCCCUGCCGCUGCCCGGGCCAGCUGCUGCCUACCCACCGUUCCCUCCCUCCCUUCCCUUUCCCUUCCCUUCCCCACCGCUGCCAGCUCAGCUCCUCCCCCGCCGCUCGCUCGGCUGAUCCGGCUCGAAGCGCAGGAGCCGAAGCGGGCAGCGCUGGUUGGGCAGGUGGACGAGCAAGACGCCCCGCGAUCCUCUCCCGCGCAAGAGCCCCGCGCGCCCCUUCCCUGUCGGGCACCAUGCGGCCGUCGGAGCGAGCCUGCCUCCUGCUUGCCAUCUUGCCCGUCGCCUUGCUCGCCCUGGCACCGCACCGCACCUCGCUCCCUCCGGCCCCUGCCAAGGACGCCAGCGGCGGCAGCGGCCCCAGCCAGGGCGACCCCCAGAAAGCCUCGCCCGCCUCGCCACCGCCGCCUCCUCCUCCGCCCUUCGCCGGGAAUCACAGCAGCGGCGCCCAGCGCAACCCGGUCCUGGCGAUGCUGCGCGAUUUGCCGGCGCUCAAGGCCGCUGUCAUCGGAGCCUGCGCGGCGAGCGCCUGUCUGAUGGCCUGCCUGCUGUUUCGCGUCUUCAGGUCUAAGAGGAGGAAUAAAAAACCCCGUAAAUAUGAUAUUAUUACAACUCCAGCAGAACGGGUGGAAAUGGCUCCCUUAAAUGAAGAGGAUGAUGAAGAUGAAGAUUCCACAGUGUUUGAUAUAAAAUAUAGGUGAGGUCAUUGGACUGGACUUCUGGAGAACCUGUAGAAAAUGAUGCAAGAACUUUGGAACCAAAGGAGAAAUGGAGAAUAAUCUUUUUUGGAUCCAUAACAUUUUGAUCAACUCCUCUUUUAAACAGAAAAAAGUGGAUGUCGGAUUUAACACUUGUCCCAUUCCUAAAUAAAUACAUCUGUUACCUUCCUGGAUGAAUGAUGUGAUGAAUCGAAGGAUUUCUUCUUUCUAAACUUUGUUUUUAUUCUGAAGACAAUCCUUCUGAUUUACUGUAGCUUCAGAUGCCACCAGCAAAUUAGAGAACUGAGGUCAGCCACAAGCAUUCAACAAUUCAGAAGCUGCCAAGACAUCCUUUGCUCAAAAUAUUGAAGGAGACAGAUGGAUUCUGAUUGCAUCCUGGGAUCGGUUCUGAACUGCCUAAAAUGUUUGCUCUUCUUGGGUGCAACUUGGAACCCAUAUCGGUUGUGCUGAAAUUGUUUAGCAAGGUUGUGUGCACAUUUGUGUUGGAGGGGGAAGAGAAUUUUGAUGGGUAACCCUUUCAGAGAUAGCUCUCAUGCCUUGGUAUUAAUGAGGACUAGCGUGCUGCUGUAUUAAUUUACAGUAAGUUUUUACAGGGAGUUUCCCGCAAACUUUAUAUUUUUUCCCCCCAGAAGGUGGAUUCUGAUAGCAGAAGAAAACAAAAUACAGUAGUGAAUUUCAGAAGAAAGAAUUUUUUUUUAGAAAAAAUCCCCUGUCCUUCUCACCCUCGCGGGAGAACUGAUUUUUACAUAUGCACUGGUUUGUUUUCUAAUAGCCUCUCAUCAUUUUUUUCAUUUCAAGGCAAUUAGCAGUCGAACUAUUGGAUUGGAAGAAGAGGUUUUGCCUUCAUGCCAGAGUAGUCCCAUCUGUUAUCUCCAGCAGAAACUCCCCAACCUGUUUUCUCCCAAGAAAUGUUGUGUGUGUGUGUUUUACUGACUGGCAAUUAGGACAGCUGAACUUUCACAGAUUGAGUGUCUUCAGCUCCAAUCAUUUCAUCUUGGUUUGAACCAGGGGUGGGGUUCAAAAAUUUCCGCAACGGGUUCUCUGCUGGUUUGCUGGGUGGGUGUGGCCACGAUGGGCAUGGCCUCCUGCACUACGGUGGGGGGGGGAACAUUUUUGCCUUCCCCAGGCUCCAGAGGCUUUCCUCGAGCCUCUGGGAGGGCGAAAACUGCU
Thamnophis elegans (Western terrestrial garter snake) is the source of this 1908-nucleotide messenger RNA. It is a transcript of the gene FAM174B, whose product is annotated as family with sequence similarity 174 member B. Bases 256 to 720 code for a protein of 154 amino acids. The transcript is spliced from 3 exons. NCBI's taxonomy places the organism in Eukaryota, Metazoa, Chordata, Lepidosauria, Squamata, Natricidae. The record is from RefSeq and is a predicted model, not a curated record.